This is a messenger RNA of Cimex lectularius (bed bug), 1296 nucleotides long. RefSeq lists its product as uncharacterized. The coding region runs from base 164 to 595 and encodes 143 amino acids. NCBI's taxonomy places the organism in Eukaryota, Metazoa, Arthropoda, Insecta, Hemiptera, Cimicidae. The transcript has 3 exons. Gene Ontology annotation, biological process: positive regulation of voltage-gated potassium channel activity; regulation of synaptic transmission, cholinergic; sleep. The record is from RefSeq and is a predicted model, not a curated record.
UAUUCUUGAAACGACGACUGCCGAACGGACUGGCAAGGGAGUGACCCUUCCCACAAUCGUUUUGUUUACAACCACGUUUACAAACGUUGGGCGUCGUUUCCAAUUUUUUUUCAUAUUCUGUUUUUCGAAAUUGAUGCUUGUUCAUCAGCACAGCAGUUAGAAAAUGAACGUCUGGGUAGGAGCGGCGAUCCUGCUUGUCCUAGUUGGCCCAAGUUUUUCAAUCAAAUGUUGGGACUGCAGAUCUGACUCAGACCCAAAAUGUGCAGACCCUUUUGACAACACUAGUGUUCCUAUUACGGAUUGUGUACAGAAGGAUGAUCUUGAUACGUUGCCUGGCGUCAAACCUACCAUGUGCAGGAAAAUAAGACAGAAAGUACACGGACAGUGGAGAUAUUUCAGAAGUUGUGCAUACCUGGGCGAGCCUGGGAUCGAGGGCGACGAGAGGUUUUGCCUCAUGAGGUCUGGGACUUAUAAUAUUUUCAUGGAGUACUGCACAUGCAACAGUAAAGAUGGAUGUAAUUCGUCCUCUAUCCUUACAGCUGGCGUCACUACAUUUUUAUUUCUAUUAGCUAUGGUACUUUAUUCAAUUAGAUAAACAAAGGCUUAAAUACUCUUUUAAUAGACUGUUUUUAUUUUUUAUAUUUUUAUGAAUUAGACCCUAAGACAUUUCUGUUCUCUUAGAAAAGAGUUUUGUUAAAUCAAAUUUUGUUUUUGUAAUUGUACAACUAGUUGUUUCAACUUAAGAAAAUAAGUAUGUAUGUAAUUAUUUUUAAUGAGCUAGUCCAAUUUGUUAAGCUCAAUGUGUUUUCUUGUUUAAAAUUAUGUGACAAUUUUUAUAGUAUAAAUUGUUUAUUAACCUCACUAUUACAACAUUUUACGAUAGAAAAAUUUUCUAGAUUUUAUAUUACAUUGAAUUUUUGAGUUUGAGCACUGAACAGAAAUAUUAUUAUCCGUCCGAGACUAGUCUUUCAUCCAGCUUGAUUACAUUUUUUACAAAAAUAGUUUAAGGAAAGAAAUCAAACUCAGGAAUUUGGUUCAAUAAGCAAAGUGUCACCAAGCAAUAACACUUUUAUCACAUUUAAUCUUUAUUGUAAUAUAUAAGAUAUAACUGGUAAUAUUGUGUAAUUAAAUUAUUGUAACUUUUACUUCCCAAAGGAUGUAGGGCAUUGCCUAUUUGGUGUCUAUAAUUAUCUAUGUUUAUAAAAGUAAUUAUAUAUUUUUAUAUGUUAAUUAUUCUUGUUUGAAAGAAUAGUUUUGUACUGUUAAGGUAAAUACAUGUAGAUCUGGCAAUCUGUC